AUGAGUUUCAAGGGCUUCUCCAAGAGCUUGACGCGGGCACCGCAACAGAUCAAGUCCAAGUUCAACAUUGGCGAGUCCACGAAAGACGCCGUAUACAUCGAUGCCGAACGACGCUUUCAGGAGCUUGAGAACGAGACCAAAAAGCUCCACAAUGAGUCGCAAAAGUACUUUGAGGCCAUCAAUGGCAUGCUCAGCAACCAGAUCGAGUUCUCCAAGGCCAUGACGGAAAUCUACAAGCCCAUCUCGGGACGCAUGUCGGACCCUGAUGACAGGAAGAUCGAGGGCAGCCCGGAGGGUAUCCAGGCGUGCGAGGAAUACGAGGCCGUCGUCAAGGAGCUGCAGGAGACGUUGGCGCCUGAGCUGGAGAUGAUUGAUACUAGGGUUAUCCGCCCCGCAAACGAGCUUCUCGACGUCAUCAAGGUCAUCCGAAAGACCGCGGUCAAGCGUGACCACAAGCAGCUCGACUACGAUCGGCAUCGGGCGACCCUCAAGAAGCUGCAGGACAAGAAGGAGCGCAGCGCCAAAGACGAGAAGGCCAUGUGGAAGGCCGAGGGUGAUGUUGAGGCGGCGACGCAGGACUUUGAGUACUUCAACGACUUGCUCAAGGACGAGCUGCCGAAGCUGUUUGCCCUCGAGCGCGAAUUCAUCCAACCCCUCUUCCAGUCCUUCUACUACAUGCAGCUCAACAUCUUCUACACGCUACACGAGCGCAUGCAGCGCUGCGACAUUGGCUACUUCAACCUCACGCUCGAUAUAGAGGACGCUUUCCACGAGAAGAGAGGAGAUAUCCAGGAGCGUGCGGAGGCUCUGUCCAUCGUGCGCUUCAAGACGACGGGCCAGCGACGACCCAUUCGUUAUGGUGGCCGACCAGCCCUCGAAGGUUCCAAGCCCCAGAACCUGCUCACACAGGGAGAGUCAACGCCGGAAAAGGCGAGCCCCAAACUAGGCGGAUACUCGCCCGGCGGCGCGGAGGCUGCCGAACCCGCAGCACCACCUCCAUAUUCCCCUGGCCAACAGACAAACCUUUCAGCCAUUGCCGCCGCGAAGCCCAAACCGCCACCACCCAAACCCAAGCCCUCGCGCCUCACCAAUGCCCCCGCCGCAGAGAUGUGCACCGCGCUGUACGACUACGCAGCGCAGGCGGAUGGAGAUUUGAGCUUCCACGCCGGUGAUUCGAUUGAGAUUGUGCAACGGACCGCGAAUGAGAAUGAGUGGUGGACUGGUAAACUCAACGGGAAGCAGGGCCAGUUCCCGGGCAAUUAUGUUAGACUUGGUUAA
Molecule: messenger RNA, 1278 nt
Organism: Emericellopsis atlantica
Lineage: Eukaryota; Fungi; Ascomycota; Sordariomycetes; Hypocreales; Bionectriaceae
Product: BAR domain-containing protein
Exons: 3
Coding region: 1-1278 (425 amino acids)
Biological process (GO): endocytosis; plasma membrane tubulation; actin cortical patch localization
Cellular component (GO): mating projection tip; actin cortical patch; medial cortex
Molecular function (GO): protein binding; lipid binding
Source: RefSeq, a predicted model, not a curated record